Messenger RNA from Scomber scombrus (Atlantic mackerel), 1746 nucleotides. It is a transcript of the gene slc17a6a, whose product is annotated as solute carrier family 17 member 6a. The record is from RefSeq and is a predicted model, not a curated record. Gene Ontology annotation, biological process: neurotransmitter loading into synaptic vesicle; synaptic transmission, glutamatergic; regulation of synapse structure or activity. The transcript is spliced from 12 exons. Gene Ontology annotation, molecular function: L-glutamate transmembrane transporter activity; neurotransmitter transmembrane transporter activity. NCBI's taxonomy places the organism in Eukaryota, Metazoa, Chordata, Actinopteri, Scombriformes, Scombridae. Gene Ontology annotation, cellular component: excitatory synapse; synaptic vesicle membrane. Bases 1 to 1746 code for a protein of 581 amino acids.
AUGGAGCCAGGCAAGGAGAAAGCUCUCCCUACCUCUAAAGAGGGGAUAAAACAAAUCGCAGGAAAGGCCCUCGGCAAUCUGUACAGGAAGUUGGAAAGAAAGCAGCAAACAGGUGAGGUGAUCGAGCUGACGGAGGAUGGGAGACCCAGGGAGGGCCAGGAGAGGAAGACGCCUCUGUGUGACUGCACAUGCUUCGGGCUCCCGCGCAGAUACAUUAUCGCCAUGCUGAGCGGGCUCGGCUUCUGCAUCUCCUUCGGCAUCCGGUGUAACUUGGGUGUGGCCAUCGUCAGCAUGGUCAAUAACAGCACAAUCCACCAGAACGGCAAGAUCAUCAUCACAGAGAAAGCGAAAUUCAACUGGGACCCAGAGACUGUGGGGAUGAUUCAUGGCUCCUUCUUCUGGGGCUACAUAGUUACUCAGAUUCCAGGAGGGUAUAUUUCCUCAAGACUGGCUGCAAACAGAGUUUUUGGGCUUGCCAUCGUGCUGACAUCUACCCUGAACAUGUUCAUUCCCUCUGCUGCCCGGACUCACUAUGGAUGUGUCAUCUUUGUGAGGAUAUUACAAGGGUUGGUGGAGGGAGUGACUUACCCAGCCUGCCACGGGAUCUGGAGUAAAUGGGCUCCACCGCUGGAGAGAAGUCGUCUGGCAACCAUCUCCUUCUGUGGAUCCUAUGCUGGUGCAGUGAUAGCCAUGCCUCUGGCCGGGAUCUUGGUCCAGUACACAGGAUGGUCCUCUGUCUUCUAUGUGUACGGAACCUUUGGAUUGGUGUGGUACAUGUUCUGGAUCUUGGUGUCUUAUGAGAGCCCAGCAGAGCACCCGACCAUCACCGACGAGGAGCGCCGUUACAUCGAGGAGAGCAUCGGUGAAAGUGCCCAACUGAUGGGUGCCAUGGAAAAAUACAAGACCCCCUGGAGGAAAUUCUUCACCUCCAUGCCCGUCUAUGCAAUCAUUGUUGCCAACUUCUGCAGGAGCUGGACCUUCUAUCUGCUCCUCAUCAGCCAGCCCGCGUACUUUGAAGAGGUGUUUGGUUUUGAAAUAAGCAAGGUUGGUCUAGUGUCUGCGGUCCCUCACUUGGUCAUGACCAUCAUUGUGCCGUUAGGAGGCCAGUUAGCCGACUACCUGCGUACCCACAACAUCAUGUCCACCACUAUGGUUCGCAAGAUCAUGAACUGUGGAGGGUUUGGUAUGGAGGCCACUCUCUUAUUGGUGGUUGGUUAUUCUCACAGUAAGGGUGUGGCCAUCUCUUUCCUAGUCCUGGCAGUGGGUUUUAGCGGUUUUGCAAUAUCAGGUUUCAAUGUUAACCAUCUGGACAUCGCUCCUCGCUAUGCCAGCAUCCUCAUGGGCAUAUCCAACGGUGUGGGUACCCUGUCAGGGAUGGUCUGCCCUCUUAUAGUGGGCGCCAUGACAAAGAACAAGACCCGUGAAGAGUGGCAGUAUGUCUUCCUCAUUGCUUCCCUUGUGCAUUACGGGGGUGUGGUGUUUUACGGAGCCUUUGCAUCUGGGGAGAAACAGCCAUGGGCCGACCCUGAAGAAACCAGCGAGGAGAAGUGUGGCUUUAUUGAUGAGGAUGAGCUGGCUGAAGAGACAGGUGACAUCACACAGAGUUACGGCGCAAUGGGGGGCCCGGCUAAAAGCUACGGGGCAACAGCACAGCUCAACGGAGGUUGGGUGCAGGACUGGGAUAAGACAGAGGAGUACGUCCAGGAACCGGCAGGGAAGAUUUACGCUGAACGCGGCUACUCUUAG